Molecule: messenger RNA, 1353 nt
Organism: Nerophis lumbriciformis (worm pipefish)
Lineage: Eukaryota; Metazoa; Chordata; Actinopteri; Syngnathiformes; Syngnathidae
Source: RefSeq, a predicted model, not a curated record
AUGUGCAAACACAAUCCUUGUGCACUUUGGAGUUUGCGGUUGUUUGUGAUGGCGAACAUCUUUCUGGCUCUUGUGCUGUUGUCCUUAAUUCACCUGAGUCUUGGAGGCUCCUUGUUCCUGUCUGGCAAAGAGGCCGAUGGCGUCCUGAGCAGACACAAGCGUUCCAACAGGGGUUUUUUGGAAGAAAUGUGGCAGGGGAACCUCGAAAGAGAAUGUUAUGAGGAAACAUGUGACUUUGAGGAGGCCAGGGAGGUCUUUGAGGAUCACGAUCAAACCGUGGCGUUCUGGACAGUCUAUAUGGAUGGUGACCAGUGUAGGUCAAAUCCAUGCUUCCACCGGGCCAGAUGCGAAGAUGGAGCAAACUCCUACAAGUGUCACUGUCCAAAAGACUUCUCCGGCAUCAACUGUGAGAUAGAUUCAUUGAAGAGGUGUGACCUCAACAAUGGAGACUGCAAACACUUUUGUCAGCCAACGGGCAUUAUAGGAGGCAAAUGUUACUGUGCAGAAGGAUACAAAUUGAUGAGAGAUGGCUUAAGCUGUAAACCACAAGUGGAGUUCCCAUGUGGUAAAGUCGCCAUCACUGAGAAGCGGCAACGCAUUGUAGGUGGAGUUGAGGUCGAAAAAGGAGAGAUCCCCUGGCAGGCGGCCUUGGUACGCACGUCCGACGGUAAAGUGUUCUGCGGCGGUUCCAUUCUAAACGAGCGAUGGGUGGUCACUGCGGCCCACUGUCUGAACCUGGACCCCUUCUAUGUGAGACUGGGCGAGCACAAUGUUACUCUCGACGAAGGCACCGAGCAGAACAUCAUUGUAUCCCAGCAGUACAUCUACCCGUUGUACGAUAGAAGCGUAAGCGAGUACGAUCAUGACAUCGCCCUGCUCCGCCUCCAAAGACCCGUCAACUUCUCUGAGUACGUGCGGCCCAUCUGCGUGGGGCCCACGGAUUUCACUGAGGCCCUUGUCAAGCGAGCUUCGCCUGCCACAGUCAGCGGCUGGGGCCAAACACUCUACCUUGGAUUGACGGCCAACACACUCCUUAAGUUGGCGGCACCCAUCACCAGCCGCAGCGAAUGCAAAUUCACAAGCAGUGCAAGGAUCACGCCCGCAAUGUUCUGCGCCGGCUACAUCGACCAACCCAGAGACGCGUGCAAGGGGGACAGCGGGGGGCCUCACGCCAACAGGAUCGACAAUACCUGGUUCCUGACGGGCAUCGUCAGCUGGGGGGAAAAGUGCGCCACGGAUGGCAAAUACGGGGUGUACACCCGCCUCUCUAUUUACUACAACUGGAUCCGCAAUGUCACCCAUGAGUUGGACGCCCACCACGAAAAUCUUGACGAAUUAUUGUUGUGGCGUUAA